AUAAAGAAAAAAGGGUUUUGUAUUGUUUUAAAUCAAAAGUUUGUCUUAAAUCUCAAGUUACCUUAAUUAAUUCAUCUAUAAAUAACAAUAGAGCUUGCAUUAUAAUAUAUACACUAUCUUCCCUUAAUCAAUAUAAAAUUAUGAAGCCUUUGAGAAGUUGUUCAGCAUUUAUCAUAAGUCUAGUUAUAAUAGUUGUAUAUGAAGCAAGGGCUGGUCAUUCCCUUAGCCGUAAGCCCGAUCGUGGUUAUUAUGACUUCUUCUACUUUGUUCAACAGUGGCCAGGAGCUUACUGUGAUUCCAAAUGGGGCUGUUGUUUCCCUAAGACAGGAAAGCCAGCCGAGAAUUUCAGCAUUCAUGGGCUUUGGCCUAAUUUCAACAACGGUUCUUAUCCUCAGAACUGUGACAAUCUCAACCGCAACCCUUUCGAUAAGUCUAAGAUAGUUGGAUUGAUAAAAAGAAUGCAAGUUGAAUGGCCAACUUUGAGCUGCCCAAGUGGAGAUGGGUUCAAGUUUUGGAGUCAUGAAUGGAACAAGCACGGUACUUGCUCAGCGAAUGUCCUAAACCAACAAUCCUUUUUCCAGAAAACUUUGGACUUCAAGAUCAAAUCAAACCUCAUCCAACACCUAAGUGAUGCCGGGAUACAUCCGAAUGAUGGGUUCUAUAGAGCGGAGGAUGUGGAGGCGGCUAUCGAGGACGGGCUAGGCGUGACACCUUACCUCGAGUGUAAUUUUGAUAAGGAAGGAAACAGCCAACUCUUUCAAGUGUAUCUUUGUGUAAACAAACUUGCAAACGCCUUCAUUCAAUGCCCUGUUAUGCCACAUGGCCGACGUUGUGCUUCAAGUGUCCAAUUUCAGUCAUUCUCUCGUUUUUAA
Molecule: messenger RNA, 872 nt
Organism: Impatiens glandulifera
Lineage: Eukaryota; Viridiplantae; Streptophyta; Magnoliopsida; Ericales; Balsaminaceae
Product: intracellular ribonuclease LX-like
Exons: 4
Coding region: 141-872 (243 amino acids)
Biological process (GO): RNA catabolic process
Cellular component (GO): extracellular region
Molecular function (GO): ribonuclease T2 activity; RNA binding
Source: RefSeq, a predicted model, not a curated record